This is a messenger RNA of Beauveria bassiana ARSEF 2860, 1878 nucleotides long. RefSeq names its product chromatin remodelling complex subunit. Gene Ontology annotation, cellular component: nucleus. The record is from RefSeq and is a predicted model, not a curated record. Lineage: Eukaryota; Fungi; Ascomycota; Sordariomycetes; Hypocreales; Cordycipitaceae. Gene Ontology annotation, molecular function: chromatin DNA binding. Bases 1 to 1878 code for a protein of 625 amino acids. The transcript is spliced from 4 exons.
AUGUACGCCAGCCAACCCAUCGGCGGCGCGGAAGGUGCCACAAUCAACCCUGCCGCCCUCAACUCUCCCGUACUCCCCUCACCUCUUUCCACGAGUCGCGCGAAACGAACCCGAUCUCCAGACACUUUUCGCGCUGCGCAACCCGUCCCUGACGGAGCCUCUCUGGCCCAGUCCAAACGAGCCAACUCCAUGAAGCCUCACUCGGGAGAUGUUUCUGAGGCGGCGGCCCAGCCCUCUGUCGCUGCCGCCGCCGUUCCAACUCUUCCUCCUCCCCAGACGCCGCAGUCCCAGGCUACAUCUCUUCCCAGCCAGCCCACGCCAGCAUACUCCGGAGGCGGCGCCCCUCCUAAGACGACCCCCACCAAAUCAACUCUCAAGGCUCUGCCCACCGUUCGCGACCACACAACCGACCAACUCAAUCCAGCGGGCGAUGAGUACAUCCCAAGAGAAGUCGACGAAUUCGGCGAGAAGAAGGUCAUGGCUAAUGGCCAGCUUCUGGGCAACCGUGUCUACCGCUGCAGAACUUUCCUAGUGCCUAACCGUGGUGACAAGCUCUUUAUGCUAGCCACCGAGUGCGCCAGAGUUCUCGGCUACAGGGAUUCAUAUCUGCUCUUCAACAAGAAUAGGUCUCUCUUCAAGAUCAUCGCCAGCCAAGCUGAAAAGGAUGACCUUGUCCAGCAGGAGAUUCUCCCCUUCUCGUACCGAUCCCGUCAGAUUGCCAUUGUCACAGCCCGAUCCAUGUUCCGCCAGUUUGGAAGCCGCGUCAUUGAAAACGGUCGCCGUGUGCGUGAUGACUAUUGGGAGACCAAGGCCCGCAAGCAGGGCUUCACCGAAAAUGAUCUUGCCGGCGAGAAGCGUCCCGGAGCUGCCAAGGCCCGCGAGGCUGCCGAAGCCCAAAACAAUGUCAUGCUCACUGGACCUCACACUGAGAUUGUCUACAACAAUGCCCCAGGACCCUAUCCCGGCGCGCCGCAGCCUCACAUCGUCCAACCAGGUAUGCUGGGAGGCCCUGGAUCUACCACGAGGAUGCCCACGUUAACAGUCGCUCCAGACCUCAAUGAUAACCGCCCCAGGGACUACUCGGGAAUCGUUAGACGCGGCCCGCGUCAGGAAAUCACUGGACCGGCUUAUCAGGAUCAAACACGACCUUCUCCCGUCAUGGAAUUGCACUCCCAGACUCACCACGCCGCCGAAUUUAACAGGUCCGUCAACCAGCAGCGUGAUAUGCGUGGCGACUAUCUCCAGGGCAUAUGGCACCGGCCUCACGAGCAACCCCCUUCUAGCCUCACACAGCCCGUUGGUACCUCGGAUACCGUUCCCACCACCCGCGCCACUGCGUCUCCCCAUGCUACCGCUGCAGGUCUGCCUCAGCCCGGCGGAGUCGCUUCUCGAUCCCCUCAGAUGAUGAUGACAAACGCUCCCUACUCUCAGGGUAUCAGUGCCCAGAUGGGACAAGGCAUGAGACAAGGAUCUACCGGUAGCAUCAACGCUGGGCAACCUGGCUAUAAUUACCAGUCCGGACAAAUGUGGUCGCAGAACCCUCAAGCUGCCCAAGCUGCCCAAGGCGCUGCUUAUGGAAGCUACACCGCCCAGGGCCAGCAACCGCAUCCAUCGCAGUCACCAGCCUCUAUUCGCCAGCCUGGAAGUGGCCAAUUGCAAAACAUGCAAUUUCCGCCCAUGGGAGCUCUGCCACAAUAUGGAGCUCAGCAAGGCAUCUAUCCGGCUGAUCAGACACCUAGACAGUACAUGCAGCAGCCUGGUACCGCCCAGCCGGGCGUUGGACAAGCAUGGCAGGGACAACACUCGCCUUCCCAGCAGCAGCAGCAGCAGCAGCAACAGCAGCAGCAUUGGUGGAACCCAACUCAACAGCCGCAAUAA